Engraulis encrasicolus (European anchovy) is the source of this 6556-nucleotide messenger RNA. RefSeq names its product MON2 homolog, regulator of endosome-to-Golgi trafficking (gene mon2). Bases 349 to 5541 code for a protein of 1730 amino acids. The record is from RefSeq and is a predicted model, not a curated record. The transcript is spliced from 37 exons. NCBI's taxonomy places the organism in Eukaryota, Metazoa, Chordata, Actinopteri, Clupeiformes, Engraulidae.
CUAGCUAUGGUGAAUUCAGGAGCCAUGAAACCCAUGGCUGAAACGAUCAAAUAAGUUAUUCGUUGUGGUUGCUACCCUCACUGGAUGUAUAUAAUGACAAGUGUUAUAGGCGAUGCAUUGGAUACCUGGUGAAGGAAGGCAAAUGACGUCUUCGGCGGUCUAAUCCAGGAAUCGGUCGAUUAGUGCAAGAAAAGUGGAAGAUUGUGUCAAUGGACGCUUGUGUGGUGCUUCACAUCGCUUUUAUUUUUUCACUGGAGGUGAAAAAGUAGGCCGGACCCUGUCUAAGGAUUGCUCUUGCAAGUCCUAACAUUUCAUGAUUUGGGUAUUUGGUCUAAGACAAAAGCAAUAAUGUCGACGAGCAGCCCCGAAGCCGUGAAGAAAUUGCUCGAGAACAUGCAAACGGAUUUGCGGUCCCUGUCAAUGGAAUGCAAGAAAAAAUUCCCCCCAGUGAAAGAGGCUGCCGAGUCCGGGAUUGUGAAGAUCAAAACCAUUGCAGCAAGGAAUACAGACAUCCUAGCAGCCCUGAAGGAGAACAGUUCUGAGGUGGUGCAGCCGUUCCUGAUGGGGUGCGGUACUAAGGAGCCUAAGAUCACCCAGCUGUGCCUGGCAGCCAUCCAGAGACUCAUGUCCCACGAGGUGGUUUCAGAGGGGGCCGCGGGGAACAUUAUCAACAUGCUGUGGCAGCUGAUGGAGAAUGGCCAGGAGGAGUUGAAGCUACUGCAGACAGUACUGGUACUGCUCACAACCAAUACUGUAGUGCACGACGAGGUGUUAUCUAAGGCCAUCGUGCUGUGUUUCCGCCUUCACUUCACCAAGGACAACAUCACCAACAACACCGCGGCCGCCACCGUGCGACAGGUCGUCACCGUGGUCUUCGAGAGGAUGGUGGCGGAGGAUGAGCGCUUUAAAGGUAUGGCUGAGGAGCCUCCCCCAGUCCAAGGGAACAGCAAUCGCCGCUCAGUGAGCACGCUGCGGCCCAGCGCUAAGGACGCCUACAUGCUGUUUCAGGACUUGUGUCAGCUGGUGAACGCCGAUGCCCCCUACUGGCUGGUGGGCAUGACUGAGAUGACGCGCACCUUCGGCCUGGAGCUGUUGGAGUCUGUACUGAACGACUUCCCAGGAGUCUUCCUGCAGCAUCAGGAGUUCAGCUUCCUGUUGAAGGAGCGCGUGUGUCCGCUCGUCAUCAAGCUCUUCUCGCCCAACAUCAAGUUCCGUCAGGGCAGCAGCAGCGGGAGCGGCGUGGGCAGUGGGGCAUCUCCGGCCCCCGUUGAGAAGCCUUACUUCCCCAUCUGCAUGAGGUUGCUGAGGGUCGUCUCCGUACUCAUCAAACACUUCUACAGCCUACUGGUAACGGAGUGUGAGAUCUUCCUGUCUCUCCUGGUGAAGUUCCUGGAUGGGGAGAAACCUCAGUGGCUGAGAGCGGUGGCUGUGGAGUCCGUUCACAGACUGUGUGUCCAGCCCCACCUACUACGGUCUUUCUGCCAGUCGUACGAUAUGAAGCCUCAUUCCACCAAGGUGUUCCGGGACAUAGUCAACGCGCUGGGCUCCUUCAUCCAGUCCCUCUUCAUCCUCCCCAACGCAGGAAACCCAGCAAACGCCAACGCCGUCGCCGGUGGUUCUGGUUCUGCGGGCCAGACAGCAGUGGCGGGGGGGCAGGGCGUGGCGGGGGCGGGGGGCAACCUGACGACGCAGGCGGCCUUCGAGUACCGCGGCACCUGGAUCCCCCUCAUGACCGUCAGUGUGCAGGGCAGCGCCAAAGCCACCUAUCUGGAAAUGUUGGAUAAGGUGGAGCCUCCCUCGAUCCCCGAGGGCUAUGCCAUGUCGGUGGCGUUCAGCGCGCUGCUAGACCUGGUGCGCGGCAUCACCUCCAUGAUCGAGAGGGAGCUGACGAAGGAGGAGGAGGCGGCGGCCGCAGCAGAGGAGGAGAAGGAGGACAGACAGAAGGGAGAGGAGGACCCCGACGCCUCGAACCAAAGCCCACCAGAGCCAUUGGCCCAUCAGGUGUGGGAGGAGAUGGUCAACGCCUGCUGGUGUGGCCUUCUAGCGGCCCUCUCCCUGCUGCUGGAUGCCAGUACGGACGAGGCGGCGACGGAGAGCAUCCUGAAGGCGGAGUUGACGAUGGCGUCGCUGUGCGGGCGGCUGGGGCUGGUGACGCCGCGAGACGCCUUCAUCACAGCUAUCUGCAAGGCCUCUCUGCCCCCCCACUACGCCCUCACAGUACUCUCCAGCAACAACACCGCCCUCUCCAACAAGAGCUACUCCAUCCAGGGUCAGAGUGUCCAGAUCAUCAGCCCCUCCAGCGAGUCCCACCAGCAGGUGGUAGCAGUGGGCCAACCCCUUACUGUGCAGCCCCAAGGGACCGUGGUGCUGACAGCCAAAAACAUCCAGUGUAUGCGGACGCUGCUGAACUUGGCUCAUUGCCAUGGGGCUGUUCUGGGCACCUCAUGGCAACUGGUCCUCGCAACACUACAGCACCUGGUGUGGAUAUUGGGCUUGAAACCAGGGGUCGGAGGGGUGCUGAAGCCAGGUCGCGCAGUGGAGGGACCAAGCACCGUCUUGACCACGGCGGUGAUGACAGAUCUGCCCGUCAUAUCCAACAUCCUCUCCCGGCUCUUCGAGAGCUCCCAGUACCUGGACGAUGUUUCGCUGCAUCAUCUGAUAAACGCCCUCUGCUCUUUGUCAAUGGAGGCCAUGGAGAUGGCGUACGGGAACAACAAGGAGCCCUCCCUCUUUGCGGUGGCCAAGCUCUUAGAGACAGGUCUGGUCAACAUGGACCGCAUCGAGAUCCUGUGGAGACCCCUCACAGCGCACCUCUUGGAGGUGUGUCAGCACCCCAAUGCGCGCAUGAGAGAGUGGGGGGCCGAAGCCGUCACCUCCCUCAUCAAAGCCGGCCUCGCCUACAAACACGAACCCCCGCUCUCCCAGAACCAGCGGUUGCAGCUGCUGCUCCUGAACCCCCUGCGUGAGCUCUCCAACGUGCUGCAUGGUGACAUACGGCAGAAGCAGCUGGAGUGUGUACUGCAGAUCCUGCAGAGCCAGGGGGACAGCCUGGGGCCCGGGUGGCCCCUCGUCCUCAACGUCAUAGGGGCCAUACGCAACGACCAGGGGGAGUCGUUAAUCCGAACAGCCUUCCAGUGUCUGCAGUUGGUGGUCACUGACUUCCUUCCCACGAUGCCUUGCACCUGCCUCCAGAUUGUAGUGGGCGUGGCCGGCAGCUUCGGCCUGCAGAACCAGGAACUCAACAUCAGCCUCACCUCUAUUGGCCUUCUGUGGAACAUCUCGGACUACUUCUUCCAGCGCGGGGAGGCCAUCACGGACGAGCUGGAGCGGGAGGAGGCAUUGCUCCAGAAGCAGGCGCAGGAGAAAGGGGAGCCCCUGAACCGGCCCUUCCACCCCGCGCCGCCCUUCGACUGCCUCUGGCUCUGCCUGUACGCCAAGCUGGGCGAGCUGUGCGUGGACCCGCGGCCCGCCGUACGCAAGAGCGCCGGCCAGACGCUGUUCUCCACCAUCGCGGCCCACGGCACUCUGCUGCAGCAGCCCACCUGGCACAUCGUCAUCUGGAAGGUGCUGUUCCACCUGCUGGACUGCGUGCGGAGGUCCUCCACUACGGCCGACAAGGAGAAGAUCGAGUCGGGCGGCGGCAACAUCCUCAUCCAUCACUCGCGCGACACCGCAGAGAAGCAGUGGGCGGAGACAUGGGUGCUGACGCUGGCCGGGGUGGCACGCAUCUUCAACACCCGGAGAUAUCCACUGCAACAGCUGGGAGACUUCUUCAAGGCGUGGGAGGUGCUUCUGGACCACAUCCAGUCGGCGGCGCUCAGUAAGAACAACGAGGUCUCUCUGGCGGCCCUCAAGAGCUUCCAGGAGAUCUUGCAGAUCGUGACGCCCGUCAAGGACGCCGACAAGCAGCCGGACGCGCUGGCGGCCAUGGGCGUGCCCGCGGUGCUGGUGGACCCGGUUCUGGGGGGCCCGGGGGGCAGGCCCCUGCUGAGGUCCGACUCGCUGGCCGAGCGCCUGGCCCAGCGCUACAUGAACAGUGCCCAGGCUCCGCCCAUGCUACCCCCGGAGGAUGCGGUGGAGCUGGACGACUCGGCGCUGUGGUGGUCGGCGUGGAACACAUGGUACCGUACGGGCACCGAGUGCACACGGCCGCCCCCGCCCGGCUCCGACGCCAAGCCCUCCUUCAUCCCCAGCCAACCCUUCCUUACCGCCCUCGUGCAGAUCUUCCCCGCUCUCUACCAGCACGUCAAGAGUGGAUUCAGCAUGGAGGAUCUGCGUAAGCUGGGUGUGAUUCUGCAUGGUGCCGUGUCUGUGCCCAUCAGCUCCGACGCCUCCCCCUUCAUCCUGCCCUCCUAUACUGAGGCUGUUCUCACCAGCCUACAGGAGGCCGUACUCACCGCACUGGAUGUAUUGCAGAAGGCCAUCUGCGUGGGUCCUGAGUCGCUGCAGGUGAUGUAUCCGGCCAUCUUCGAGCAGCUGCUGCUCUUCGUGGAGUUCAGUUGUAAACCCCCGCAGUACGGCAAGAUGGAAACCAAACACGUGGCCAACGCCAAAUACAACCAGAUCCAACUGUUUGCACCGGCUGAGUGGGUGGCCUUAAACUACGUGCCGUUUGCGGAGCGUUCUCUGGAGGUGGUGGGGGACCUGUACCAUAAGACCGCCUGCCACAAGGCCGUCAUCCAGGAGAAGGUCCUGCAGAACAUCAUCAAGACCCUGCGUAUGCCGCUGGGUUUAAAGUAUGCGUGCCCUGCGGAGAGCACCUGGAAGCUGGCGGUGUCGUCCCUGCUGAAGGUUCUGUCCAUCGGCCUCCCAGUCGCCCGGCAACACGCCUCCUCCGGACGCUUCGACACCAUGUGGCCCGAACUGGCCGGUGCCUUCGAGGAUUUCCUCUUCACCAAAAGCACGCCUCCAGACAACGUGUCCAUCCAGGAGUUUCAGAAGAAUGAGGCAAUCGAUGUGGAGGUUGUGCAGCUGAUCAGUUCUGAGAUUUUGCCGUUUGCCAACUUCAUCCCCAAAGAGUUCGUGGGCCAGAUCAUGGCAAUGCUCAACAGAGGCUCCAUACACUCCCAGUCAUCCUCCUUUACCGAGGCGGAGAUCGAGGUGCGCAUGCGUGAGGAUUUCUCCAAGGUGUGUUUCGAGACGCUGCUGCAGUUCUCCUUCAGCAAUAAGGCCUCCACACCACAAGAGGGCUACAUCUCCCGUAUGGCUCUCUCCACACUGCUGCAGCGCGCACAAGACGUCCUGCGCAGAUACGUCGAGGAUGAACGGCUCAGCGGACGAUGCCCCCUACCCAGGCAACAAGUCACGGAAAUCAUCUUUGUGUUGAAAGCCGUCAGUACGCUCAUGGACUCACUAAAGAAGACCCAGCCGGAGAACGUGGACGGGAACACCUGGGCUCAGGUGAUAGCUCUGUACCCGACGCUGGUGGAGUGCAUCACCUGUUCGUCCCCGGAGGUCAGCUCGGCCCUCAAGGAGGCCCUGGGGCCCUUCAAAGACUUUAUGCAGCCCCCCGUGUCCAAAGUGCAGAACGGGGAGUCCUGACCGGCCCUCGGCCCCCCAGCUCCCCGGACGCUCCCUCCUCACCUCCUCGGCCUGGGAGCCACAAGAGGAAGAGGAGGAGGAGGAGGAGGAGGAGGAGGAGGACUUUUUAAUGAUCAUUAACAGAGGGGGUUAAAAACCAACCCCACAAACAAACAUUAAGUGAUAUGAAGUGAAAUGAGAGGAGCGACGGCGAUAAAAAGAUGAAUUUGUCCUUGCGCUCUCUACACCACACGCCACAGGAGCGGAGAGGGCAGACUCUUGAUGUUCCCACCAGUUCCAUUUGAAGGACAGUAACCCAUAGCAACCAAUGGAUGUGGCGAAUGGUAUUGAACGCACCGCGCCGCGAUCAAGGAGGUUUGACCUUCAUCCCUCAUAAGCUUCUCGAACACAUCGAUGACUCUACCCAUCCAUCUUGCCUUGGCUGGACUCACAGUUGAUUAACUGCUACAGUACAUUUGCAGUGGGGAUUUUUUUUUUCAUUUAUUUUUCUGCUAAGAGGAGUUGAUGUACAGUGUGUGUGUGUGGUGAUAUGUGUUGAUGAUGUAAGUAAGAAUGAAUGAAUGAUCAGGUCUGGGCUUUAUUCAUCUUUUAAAAUGCAGGAGGGAGUGAAAAUACAACAAGCGAACAAAGACGUGUGAAGGAAGAAUGGGUUUUUUGUUUUGUUUUUUUGAAUGGACAUUUCCUGAUUUUAUGCAAGGUCUUUCUGUAACAUUCCAUGUCAUCUUCAGUCCGCUUCAGGAGGGGUGUACUUGUGUGUUUCAAAAUAAAAGAAAAAAAAAAAAAGCUCUACAAUCUUGUCGGCUGAUUGAGAUGGUGACAUCCAUUCAGGUCCCCCCCAAUGUGGUCCAUCUUCCAUUCCCUGCUGUCAGCUCAGCAAUUAAAUGUAGAAAUGAUUGAAGAAUUCCUUAGGAUCGCUGCAUCCUGUGGAGGGAUAAAUGAAAGUGAAAGCCCAAAUGGGAAAUUCCAACUUCCAUUGUACCGGUAAUUGUGACACAGCACUCCACAGCACACAAGU